Rotaria sp. Silwood1 is the source of this 642-nucleotide messenger RNA. NCBI's taxonomy places the organism in Eukaryota, Metazoa, Rotifera, Eurotatoria, Philodinida, Philodinidae. The record is from the annotation of a GenBank genome assembly.
AUGACAGAAACAUUGAAUGAAUCAAAUGAAAUUCAAUUAAUACAUAAGAAAUAUUUCAAUAAUGAUAUAUCUUAUUUAUCAAUUCAACCAAAUUCUUUAAAUAAAUUAAUUGAAUUACUUUAUGAAGCAUUUUUAACAAAUGAAAUUAAUAUUGAUUAUGUUUAUACACUUAUGAAUAAUUAUAAAGGUACAAUGAUUGAAUUGUUACCAUUUAUUAAAUUUCAAUCAAAUUAUUAUACAAGAAAUUUAGUUGAUAUUGGAAAUGGAAAAUUUAAUUUAAUGAUUUUAUGUUGGGCUGAAGGACAAAGUUCAUCAAUACAUGAUCAUACAAAUUCACAUUGUUUUUUAAAAUGUUUACAAGGAAAAUUAAUUGAAACACGAUAUACUUGGCCAACAAAUGAUAAAGAAGAAUCAAUGCAUAUAAUUAAUCGUACUGAAUUAAUUGAAGGACAAGUUGCUUAUAUUAAUGAUUCAAUUGGUUUACAUCGUAUUGAAAAUCCAAGUCAUACAGAAAGAGCUAUUACAUUACAUCUUUAUGUACCACCAUUUGAUUAUUGUCAUACAUUUGAUGAAUGUACAAGUCGUAUGAAUGAAAUAAAAAUGACAUUUCAUUCAAUUCAUGGACAAAUUAACAAGAAAUGA